AUGUUAGCAAGCAAAUUAUCAGUGUGUGGGCGGAUACCCGUCACAGCUUUUGUGACGGGUCUAAGCCGGCCGGUUGUGAGCCGCCCUCAGACAACGCCGACAUCUUUGUACGUCAGGUUUCAGCUGUAUGCUACAGAGACUGGGACCGGUGUUGGCAGAUAUGCCAAGAGGAAAACCCUGAAAGAGACGCUGAUGUCUCCUGCCACUGACACACCGUUCAACAUUGGCCGAGGAUUUGUUGCUGGGGGCGCUGCCAUCGGAAUUGGGGCUCUGUGUUUUUAUGGCCUUGGUCUGUCUAGUACACCUGGUGCUUUGGACCGCUCCGUAGCCUGGCCAAAACAUGUCAGACAACGCAUCAGGGACACAUACAUGUACUUCGGGGGAAGUCUCGCUGUCACUGCCUUGACCGCUGUUGCAGCUAGUCGCAGUCCGGCGGUGAUGAAUUUUAUGAUGAAGAACUCACUUUUGUCCAUUGGGGCCACAAUUGCAGCCAUGAUUGGUUCUGGUAUGGUGGCAAGGUCUAUUCCAUACCAGCCGGGAUUUGGUGCCAAACAGAUGGCCUGGUUGGUCCAUGCCGGGGUCUUGGGGGCCGUGGUGGCUCCACUGACCCUGCUGGGGGGCCCCCUCCUAGUGAGGGCAGCCUGGUACACCGCUGGGGUGGUUGGGGGUUUGUCGGCCGUGGCAGUGUGUGCCCCUAGUGAAAAGUUCCUCAACAUGGGAGGAGUUCUGGGUGCAGGCCUAGGCGUGGUUUUCGUUGCUUCUUUGGGUUCGGCCUUCUUUCCCCCUUCAACUGCCCUUGGUGCGGGCCUGUAUUCAAUCAGUAUUUAUGGAGGCCUGGUGCUUUUCAGCUUGUUCCUGCUGUAUGACACUCAGAAGAUCAUCAGGAAGGCGGAGCAAUACCCAGUCUACGCUGACAGACCCUUUGAUCCAGUUAAUGAGAGCAUCGGUGUCUACUUAGACACCGUGAAUAUCUUCAUCAGGAUUGCCAUGAUCCUGGCCGGCCAAGGGGGCAACCGUAGAAAAUAA
Candidula unifasciata is the source of this 1026-nucleotide messenger RNA. Lineage: Eukaryota; Metazoa; Mollusca; Gastropoda; Stylommatophora; Geomitridae. The record is from the annotation of a GenBank genome assembly.